ACCAAUAUGGUGGGAGGUUGAUGAGGAAGAUCAUUAAAAAUUCGUGACAGACAUUUUUCCGAUAUAACGCCGUUAGACAUCGACAUUGAGCGAACACAGUCAUGCCUUCGACACCACAACUAUCGCCCCAAGAGGAGCAAGAGAAAUUGCUGGAGGAGGCAAAUAUCAUAGUCAAGAAUCAAUCUUUCCAGAUGAAACGAUGUUUGGACAAAGGGAAGUUGAUGGACGGUCUUAAGCAUGCAUCGACCAUGCUUGGGGAGCUGAGGACAUCCAUGUUGUCCCCCAAAAGUUACUAUGAGCUCUAUAUGUCAAUAUCUGAUGAAUUACGUCACCUGGAAUUAUAUUUAGUCGAUGAAUUCCAAAAAGGACGCAAGGUUGCAGAUUUAUACGAACUGGUUCAAUAUGCAGGCAACAUUGUCCCACGAUUGUACCUACUGAUAACAGUCGGUGUGGUGUACAUAAAAUCUAACGAGCUAUCACGGAAGGACAUCCUCAAGGAUCUUGUGGAAAUGUGUCGGGGAGUCCAGCACCCCUUGCGGGGCCUCUUCCUCAGGAACUACCUUCUGCAAUGUACCAAGAAUGUACUUCCUGAUACAGAAGAGGACACUUCAAGUGGAGACUAUGAGGCCGGAACUGUACUUGACUCUAUAGACUUUGUCCUGUUGAACUUUUCCGAAAUGAACAAAUUGUGGGUGCGUAUGCAGCAUCAGGGCCACUCACGGGAUCGUGUGAAGCGUGAACAGGAGCGGCGGGAAUUGAGGAUCCUGGUCGGCACAAAUCUUGUCCGUCUAAGUCAGCUGGAGUGCAUUGAUAUGGACAAGUAUAAAAAGUUGGUACUACCAGGGAUUUUAGAACAGACAGUCAGCUGUAGAGAUCCCAUCGCUCAGGAGUACCUGAUGGAGUGUAUCAUACAGGUGUUUCCCGACGACUUCCACCUACAGACACUAACUUCAUUCCUCAGAGCGUGUGCUGAACUCCAUGAGAGUGUCAAUGUAAAGAACAUCAUCAUUGCUCUGAUUGACAGGUUGGCCCAGUUUUCCCAGAAUGAGGAGGGACAUGGUAUUCCUGCUGACAUCCAACUUUUUGAUAUCUUCUCACAGCAGGUCUCACAAGUCAUACAGAAUCGGCCGGACAUGCCACCCGAGGAUAUCGUUUCCCUACAGGUAGCGCUGAUUAACUUGGCACUCAAAUGUUACCCAGAUAAGACAGAAUAUGUGGACAAAGUGCUGGAGACAACAGAGGAAAUAUUCAAUCGACUCAACCUUGACCAAAGCUUAACUUCUGUUCACCCCAGUCUGGAGCAUGGCAGUCCAGUUUCCAAGGAGUUGAUGCGGCUGAUGAAGAUCCCGGUGGACAGCUACAACAACGUGCUCACUGUGCUCCAGCUUGGACACUUCGGACCGCUGUUUGAAUACUUUGACUUCAAGAGCAGAAAAAUCAUGAGUUGCUACAUCAUCAAUAAUGUGCUGGAAAAUGACACAUUCAUACCAACACAAGAGAAUGUUGACAGUAUCCUGAACAUUGUAAAUGUGCUAGUGCAAGACCAGAAUGACCAGCCCGAAGAACCAGAAGAUCCUGAGGAUUUCGCAGAGGAACAAGGCAUUAUGGGAAGAUUCAUAUAUCUCUUACAAGCGGAGGACCUCAACCAACAAUAUCUGAUCCUGAACACGGCCAGAAAACACUUUGGCAGUGGCGGUGACCAGAGGAUCAAGUUCACCCUUCCACCCAUUGUGUUUGCUGCUUACAGACUGUCUAUGAGAUAUCAGGACCUUCAGGAAGAGGAUGAGAACUGGGAGAGGAAAUGUCAGAAGAUUUUCCAGUUCUGCCACCAGACGAUAGGGGCUCUGAUCAAGGCAGACAUGGCAGAAAUCCCGCUCAGAUUGUUUCUCCAGGGUGCUAUGGCCGCUGGACAGAUUGAGUUUGAAAAUCAUGAAACAGUGGCAUAUGAGUUUAUGUCUCAAGCAUUCUCGCUUUACGAGGAUGAAAUCAGUGAUAGCAAAGCACAGCUAGCAGCCAUCACCCUCAUCAUUGGAACACUGGAGCAGAUGUCCUGCUUUGGGGAGGAGAACCACGAGCCCCUGAGGACCCAGUGUGCCCUGGCCGCUUCCAAACUUCUCAAGAAACCAGACCAGUGCCGUGGGGUGUCAACCUGUUCACACCUGUUCUGGUCGGGUAAAACCUCGACCUCCGAUGGUCCGAUGCAGGAUGGAAAGAGAGUUGCAGAUUGUCUGAAGAAAGGAGUGAAGAUAGCUAACCAGUGUAUGGACGACUCGGUACAGGUCCAGCUUUAUGUGGAACUGCUAAACCAUUAUAUAUACUAUUACGAGAGAGGCUGUGACCAGAUCACUGUGCAGGUGUUGAACCAACUAAUAACAAAAAUAAAAGAAUUAAUACCGAACCUAGAAGCCAACGAAGAAACAGAACAAAUAAACAAACAUUUUCAAAACACAACAGAACAUUUACAACUAAGGAAAAAUAAUCCGGAGGCUGAUGGUCCUUCCUACGAGGCUCUGACGGUAUGAGGACAACACGCAGCAGGAGAUAGGGCUUCAACAGCUUACUAGGACACGGAAGUCCUUAAAGGACAAUACCGUGUGAUGAAGGACCACAAAAAAAGGAAAAUUUCAUUCAGUUGAUAAACCAUAUUUAAUGGGAGAGACCAUGGACUUUUUUUGUCAAGUCGGAAUGACCUAGUCAUGUACAACAUACACCUGUACAAUUAAGGGAGGACUUAGCAGAGAUAUUCUAUUGCUGUCAUAUAUACUAGAGCUUGUUAUUGUAACACUUUGGUUAGGUAAUACUGUACCUACCAUAUUAAGUAAUUUACAAGUGACUGUUGGAGUGGCGAAAGUGUAUCAAGUCAUCUGAUGUGAUGUUACUGUGUUGUCAUAGUCGUAAAUGUGCUCACAAUGUUGUUACUUAACUGAAUAUGUACUGGACAUAAGCCAUAUAUGUACUGGUCAGUCCAUAUAUAUGUGUAUGGUCAAGCCAUAUAUGUAUUGGUCAGUCUAUAUAUAUAUGUGUAUGGUCAUGCAAUAUGAGUACUGGUCAGUCCAUAUUGAUGUGUAUGGUCAAGCCAUAUUAGUAAAGGUCAGUCCAUAUCUAUGUGUAUGGUCAAGCCAUAUUAGUAAAGGUCAGUCCAUAUCUAUGUGUACUGGAUGUACAAACCAUAUGUUUACUGGUCAGUCCAUAUUUAUGUGUACUGGUCACUUCAUAUCUAUGAGUACUGGUCAGUUGAUAUUUAUUUGUACUGGUCAAUCCAUAUGUGUCUUGGUCAGUUCAUAUGUGUAUUGGUAAAUCCAUAUUUAUGUGUACUGGUCAAUCCAUAUCGGUCUGUUGUUACAUGUACGUAAGUACCCAAGACUGAAUAUAUACAGGUUCAUUUAACUGUAUAACACUUAUUAUAAUCAGACAAAUAGUGUCUGAAUAUGACUGUAGGAUUUCUUUAUUAUUGCCAUUUUUUUCCAUUUUUCAAACCCUUUAAAGGUACUCUCACAAGUAGACUUAAAAUAUCUCUUUAUAUGGGUACUUUCACAAGUAGACUUAAAAUAUCUCUUUAUAUGGGUACUUUCACGAGUAGACUUAAAAUAUCUCUUUAUAGGGAUUUUGAUUUACAUAAUCGCUCUGUAACAGCUGUUAUACUUCAUUAAAAUGUGGCGACUGUCAUGUACUACAAUACUGUGUACUAUAGAAUUAUACUGGUAAAUGUACUCUCUACCGUUGUAAAGGGCGCUCAAUCAUUGAAUGGAUUAUUUUUUUAAUAAUAAUAUUGUCGAUGAAACAAACCAGUUAACUUAACCUCUAACUGUACAAGGUUGUAGAGAAUUUUAACAAAUGUUAGCACAUUGAUUUUGUGUUUAGCAAUCCAGUUAUUAUUCAAGAAGUUCCCAUCCAAUUUUUUGAUUAAUUUUCAAUUAAGUUUUCAUUCAAGCAGUAACAAAAUCCGUUACCAUUUGCACUGUAUCCAGCAUAAUAAUUUCAACUCGCUAUCAACAGUAAAAGUAUUGUCUCAGUCUGGUAAUAUGUAACUCUAUUAAAUGAUGUCACAGUUGAAGUUGCCAUGCAAUGCUUUGUCUUGCAAUUUUUUUUUGUGACAGAAUGAUUUGAAAAAUUAGACCAAAGAUAUUCCAGAAUAUGGCAUGAAAACAAAAAAAAAAACUUAAAUCAUUAAAUUUUAUUGUGCUCGAGUGUUUAUGAUUGAACCCUUAAAUUUAGAUUUUACUAAAUUUACAAGCAUACUGGUUUUAAUUUUACCACUAAAAUGUAUUUAGUGUACCUUGGCUGUGAUAUAUAUAUAUUAUCUAUUAUCAUUGCCAAGAGUCUUGCUUGUACCAAGAUUUUCUUGGCUAUUGUAAAGUUCAUAUGAAAAUAUGGACUGCAGGAUAUAUACUUGUACCAAAUUACAUGUAAUAUCUGUGACAAGAUAAUAUAAGAUGAUGGGCUGGUUAUAUGGAGUCUAUACCUGUAAGUUAUAGUAAAUAUUGAAGUGCUGCUUUGACAUCAGUCAUUGUUAUAGACUUGAAUUUGAACAUUUUCUUUUACUUGUUGUAGUUAUGCAAUAAAUACACCAAUAAGUUAUAAAGUCUGUCCUUCGCUUUGUAUUUUAUAAUUGUCAAGUUCAACUGAAGUUGCGCUGAACCAAAUUCAGCUUUUUUCGGCAGAGCCAUUUAAAAUUUGGAAUGAAUUGACUCGUAUAGAGUGCAGACUGAAUACUGUGCUGCUUUUGGAUUUUAGUAAUAAUAGUUUCUACAAAAUAUAAGUUGAUGAUCUCUCUGUAAUGUGUAAAUACAUCUCAAAAUGGUGAUUGGCACACACUCUUCCUAUGUUUACACCCCUCAUUUUAUAUAUAAAAAGGUUUAUAUAACAUUACAUCUGUAUCUUACACAUUGUAUCUCUCAUAAGGAAUAUUUUAUCUCUAGCUAUCAGAUAUAACAAUGGUAUGGCAUAUCUACAUCGUAUUCCACACUCCUUGCAAACUAGCUUGAGGUACCUGCCAUUACUAGUCAACUGUGAUCUCUUAUGGGCACCUUGGCAAUAUCAUGAAAACCAAUCCACACAAGAAUGUUCUGCCAGGAUCUUAUACUAAAUAUAUCCUAAGGAAAACUUCGAAAAUUUCACGAAAUUUUAGAAAUAAAUACAGGUAUUCGUACACCAUUACAUGUGUUAUUAUUGGGCGAGGAGAUCCAACGACCUGUGGGUAGUGGUUGGUUGAUGUACUGGUGUAGGGAUCCCAGGUGGAUACCGAAGUAUUCUAGUAGAGCUCCACCGAAGGGAGGUAAAUACAAGUAGGUAAGCGAUGG
This is a messenger RNA of Mizuhopecten yessoensis (Yesso scallop), 5300 nucleotides long. RefSeq names its product vacuolar protein sorting-associated protein 35-like. The record is from RefSeq and is a predicted model, not a curated record. Lineage: Eukaryota; Metazoa; Mollusca; Bivalvia; Pectinida; Pectinidae. The coding region runs from base 102 to 2522 and encodes 806 amino acids. Gene Ontology annotation, cellular component: late endosome; retromer complex; retromer, cargo-selective complex. Gene Ontology annotation, biological process: intracellular protein transport; retrograde transport, endosome to Golgi. The transcript has 17 exons.